CCCACCCCCCUCCCCGCCCCCCACAAGUCCGUCACUUUCUGUGCGCGCUGCGACCCCCCGCCGCGGACCCCCCACCCGAACGAACUACGACGAGGCCUUUCGGACCUCAACAUCGCCCAAACCAAGAAGAAACAAUCCAAAACCGACUCAACCGACAGCGACUUGAAGUAUUACUCCGAGCCCGACGCCAAGAACUACUUCGAAAUCGACUACGUGUUCCUCAAAGAGUUGCGGAAGAUCGCUCGCAACAACUGCCCCAAGUGUCGCCGCAAGCGCUCCGGCAAGCAUCGCCGUGACGUCACCGACAACAAGCGCAAGUCGGGAGGCAUAUCGUUCGUGAAGGAGAACUACGUGUUCUGUAACGGACGCUAUCACAGCGAGAAGGAACAUUGUCAGCUGUGUUGCAGGAUCUGCAGUCGGUCCACGGACACGCUCGACUCCGCCGGCGACUCGUACUCGCUGGUGUCGCGGAGCUACAGUCAACCACCAGCCCCACGUAAUCUAACACCGAAAAAGAGACGCGAAAGGAGAAACUCGAUACAAUCGAAUAAAUCGGUCUCGUUUCUAGAAUCGAGUAACGACGAAUCGAUUAAAGACGAGACCAAUUACACGGCUAAGAGCUUCACGAACGAUUUGAAGAGGUUUCUGCUGAAGCCUUCCGCGCCCAGGCAGAGUCUCCGAGAUAAGUUCAUGUCGAGCUUCAAGCAAGAAUUAGAAGCCACAAAGAAAUCGCCGAAACUUAAAGCUAUUAAAGGUUUGUGGAAAUCUUACUGACCGUAUGCGAUUCGAUACUGUCUUAAUACACCGACCAGUAUUUUAUGACCCCCGUCGCGUAAAGUUCACGUCGUACCAUCCGCGGCGACUCGCUCGUGCGGCGCCAGACGCUGUCCGCCGGCCGCGACCAUCACAGACGACCCUAGCAAAAAUUAAUUAUUUAUAAUAUUUUGGUGCUUGAGUUGAAUUUAAGUUUGUUUUAAAUCUUUCACUACUGACGUAAGUGUGUUCAUGAUUGGUCUAAAUAAAUGUAUAUAAUUAUCAACAAAUUAGGUGCUAGAUAAUUUGAACUAUACAAAUUUUUUUUCUACAACUUUUUACUAUACUUAUUGUCGAUGUUUAUAUUUGAAAGGUUUGCGUGUACUUUAUGUGAAACGCGUUAGAAGCUAUAAUCCUUUAACCUGAAAACGUAGAGAUGAUACCUUUAUGCGCCCGUGUGAUAAACGAAGCAUUCAUGAUGUGUACGCGAUUGACGUCUACGAUGAAGGAAGUAAUAUUGUGCAAUUCAAAUAAUUGUCUAAUUCACUGAAUUUAUAAUCUUGCAUAAUUACUGGCGGCAAAUCUUAUUGUGUUGUGGUCACACUGUCGCCUGUGAAGUGGUGUAGUAAAUUUCCAGCCUCGAUAUGGCAAAAUAAAUAAAUUGCACAACAACAAUGAAUAAAGAUUCGUUAUGUGCAAUAUUAAUUUCACGGAAUUGAAACUUGUACCUGAUUAUUUAAACUUGAAUUUAAAAAAAAAAAUGUUGAUGUUUCGAAAUUUAGAAUUUUUCCCUUCCCUAUUGGGGUGUCCAUAAAAUGAACGUUAUGGUAUGAAGUUACAAAUUGUACAAGUUUUCUACUAAAAUUUGAUGUUUUGUAUUGAAUUGUUAAGUAAAAUUAUAAAAAAAGGUCAUUGCAAUAAGAUCAUAGAAAUGAAAAGGUGCCAAACUUCAACAUAGCAAACAUGGAAAUUAAAUUAAUUAUAAUGACUUAAAGAUUAGAAAGAGUAUGUUUUACUCUUUUAUCAUUAUUGGAGUCAAACAAAGAAAUUUAGAAAGAAUUAUCUCAUUCCUACUCUACAUAAAAGUAAUAACUACCGUAUUAUACAUUAGAGGCAUAUCCUACGCAAAUAUUAAAACGACAUUGAAAGCGUAAUGUUCAAAAUUUACAUGAAAAAUACUUAAAACGGGAUAGGUGUUGCCAAACGAAGAAAAACAAGAAAUGCUGCCACGUAGUAAAAACUACCAAUUUAGUAGAAAUUUUGAAAAUUAUUAGUAAUAAUAAAGAAUUUCGUAGAGAGCAAUAAUAAUUUAUUAGUAAUAAAAUAAAAACACGUUUUUUAAUCGUAUUAGGAACUUAGGGAACAUUUUAAUGAAUUUGUAUAGAUGUUAUUAGUAUUAGUGCAACGGAAUGUAUAUCGUAUUAGUGUUUGAUAGAACAAUAAUGUUACAAUUCAAAGUGCCUUUAUUCGCAAUCAGAUGCUAUCUUUAUAUCAUUUAUGUAUUGAACAAAUGUUAUAUGCCGUCAUAACUUCUAGAUCGAAAUGCAAACAAACAACAAAUUAAGUAAUGAUCAUUAUUAAAAAUAAAUUUUGAAAAAUACUCAAUUGAGAAAAGCUUGUGAAUUCGUUCACGCAAAUCGAAUGAGACCAAACUGCAUGAGUUUUGUUGUUGCUCACCGAGGAUCAGGUCCGCUCGGUGACUUGUUGUCUGGCGACCGGAUGCCAACGUUAUAUGGUCUCUGCGCAUCUGACACGGUGUCCAGUGUAACGCGACCUCGGCACCAUGAUAAUGAUACAAUUAGAAACAGGUGCAAAUCGGAAAUACAUAUGUACAUAUAUUAAUUACGUUCAUAAAUUUCUACAAAGCAAUAAUGAAAAGACAAUUGUCUUGUGAGCGAUGCUAAUUUGGACCGUGGACUGUCGAAAUGUCAUCUCACAGAAAGUUCUGGACGAUUGCGAAUAAGGGCGAGCGUGAAUAGUUUUUUAUCGAAAUUUAUCACGGUAAUGUAGUGUUUAUUAGUCACGUUUUUGAGCGUUACGGACACGGAGAAUGCAUGGAUAGGAGUAGGUGUUUAUAAAGUAGAUGAACCUUAAAGACUGUAGUUUAGACUUGGGAGCGGCCUGGUUACGUAUAUAUUUGUAUUACAAUGAUAGUUAAAAUGUUCUAGAAAAAAUCUUUUUAUGUCCCAAACGACGGUGUUGACAUGUCUGACGUCGCGUCAUCAGAUAUUAAAGAUCGGUCGGUUAUCCCUUUGUAAAAUCAAAAUAUGUCACCUUUAAUAAGAUAUUUAUUCAUUAUGGACAAUUUAUAUAAUUCUAAAUAACACCCAAGAUUGUAAAGGUUACAUAUAAGUUAUAAGCUUAUACACUAAUUCUUGUAAAACCGAUUUUUGCUAAAAGUAUAUUCGGCCUAGUUCUGAUAUAUAGAAUUCUACUUUUGUGUGACGUCACGCCAAUGUGCUUAGUGCGAGUAUUUUAACGUUCUAGAUAGCGUAAAAGUUAACUCAAAUUUGUAUGAAGCCGGAACGUUUGUCUACGUUUGCCGCUAGGGGCGCUGUUCCAUCUGCAUACAAAUUUAAGUAAACUUUUACGCUAUCGAGAACGUAAAAAACCUCGCACUAAGCACAUAGAGCAACAUGCGGGCGACUCACCAAUGUGUUGACGGCAAACAAAAAACGACUUUAAUGCAACACCGUACGGACAAUAAUUAAUUCGAUAACAAAAAAAAGGUUUAACAAUUAAUUAGGCAUCAGUUUGGCCGUAUCCGUAUUUUUGAAUUGAUUUAAUGAUUACAAUAUUGAAAGCUAUGAAUUAUGUCAAUUGUAUGUGGAUUUGAUUAAGUUAAAUGUACAUAAAUCAAAUGAUUCACUUGUAUAAGUAUAUUUCAGUGAUCAGGUUGAACUUAAAUACCCUAAGUAUUGUAAAAGAAAACGAGCCGUCUUUGAGAAAAAAAACUUAUUUUAAUAAUUUUUAAAUUGUUUUUUAAUCUAUUGUCUUGAAUUGUAAAAUAUUGUUUUUAUUUCACACAAAGAACAUGUAUUAUCUCAGCCAUUCAAGAAUGUAGACUGUUGGAUUAUAUCGAUCAGUUUUUCAAGGUUAUUUAAUGCUUAUAUGAAUAUAAUGUUCAGAUGUCACGGACGUUUUCGCAAGCUGCUUAAAUAGAAACUUAUAUAUAUUAUUAUAUGUAUAUAAUAAAUAAAUACUUGCAAUCACGGUAUUAACAUACCUCUAACGUUGCCUAAAUAGGGCUGACAGUUUAGUUCUGUAGACUGUUGUUUGGUUAUGCUUCAGGCUUUGAUGUUAUUUCUUUGCGAACGGUGGGUUGAUUCGUGUGAGGUGUCUCCCUAUUUUAAGUUGAAGGUCAAAUUAUUAAACACAUGCAGUUUUGUAGAACAACCACUUCUUACAUUGUUCUACUUGUUCAUACUUAGAUGUUAUGUCGUGGAUAGAUUUUGUUCAAUUUGAUAAUAAUCUAUAGAUUAACAAAAAUUGUAUAGUUUUGUUUGUUUGUUAUGAUUGGUGCUUUGUUUACUACAAAGUUGAUUGUAUGCCACUUUUAUCGACAUUCUUUUGAACUAGAGAUGAGAAAACAAGUGAUAGGGAAAUGUAGUAUCCGUCGAGUUCUAGACUAAUGUUGACACGUGAAUUUGUAUAUAGCUGUCUCUGUCGCACAGUGCUUAGUCGCAGUGCGGCUAGAUUGAUAUCUAAGAGCUCCAUGAAAACUACUCUCUAAAAGAAAUGACUACUUUAUACUGUUUUGCGCACGGUACUUGUGACGUCACCGCAGGUAUUGUAACCGGCUAGUACAAUGAAGCUAAAACUACUUUAGACACUGAUUACAUGAAAAUUUUUAUUGAAUUUUAUAUUAGAUAUAUACUACGUGACAUUGCCCCAGAGCAAGACCUACCUGAAUUAAAUUUGUGAGUAGCAAUAUCUAGGAGUGUGAACGGGAUAGCGAUAUGUCCUAUGACAAAGACGGAAAUGAAGUUUGACGUGUGUCAAAAAAAGUACAGUAACUUAAAAGAGUAACUACCACGUAUUGUGAAUUGUUCCAGAGAGAAACUAUUUUAAGCGGGGAAGAGUUUAAAAGAAUAGUAUUUUGUCAUCGGUGUCUAUUGCAGUUUUAGCCUAAAUAUGUUAUUGCAAAUGAAAAUAACGAUUGAUUAAAGAAAAAAAAGAAAAAAAAACGAUCUCAAUGAAAUAAAAAGUGAUGAGGCUUACAAGACAGCACAUUUAUAUUAGAUUUAAGCUUAUAUAUGUAUGUACAGAGAAUAUAAUUGUUUUUUAGACGCUUUAUAACUUAAAGCUGGGAUAGCGAAUUGUGGAAUGCCGCGAACGCGGUGUGACUAAUGCUUUUAAAUUAUUUUUUGGUAAUCAUUAUUUGUAUUGAAAAAUUUAAAUGCAUUUUUUAUUACCAACACUGAUUACUCAUGCUAUUGAUAUUGACGCAGCAAUGAAGAAAAGCGUACAAAAUUCACUGAAUGUGAAUAUUAAAUUUUCUUAAAGUUGCACUUCGUAUGGUUACAAAUGUCACGGACACGCUGUAAUUAAUUUAGAAGCAAUUGUUGAUACUAUUUGAUACAAAGCAUGUUUAGGAAUAUAUGAAAAACACUCAUUUGUUGAAUCCCCACACGCACCGCUCAUACGUUGAUCUUAGUAUCAAAUUGUUAUUAUUUAAUUAGUUGUCUUCGCAGAAUGAUCUUGGAUUUCGAAUUCACGUAUUAUUGUUUUCUAAAUGACUCAUUCAUUUUGGUAAUUAAAAACGAACGGUUUAAAAUAGUCAUGUUAAUUGUCAAAGUUACAAAGAUUUGACACAGUGUAGUAAUCCCAUCCCAAAUUCGCCAUCCCACAGCUAAAGGAUGUAACGUUGAGAAACGUAUGCGCUUUAAGUUUUCUUCGGAGCUUAUGCGUUUCAUUUAGCUUUACGCGUAUUAAUUAGUUCGUUAAUUAGAUAAUUUUUGUUUUUUUUUUAGUUACGUUUAUCAGUGACCGUUUUAUAUUUAAUCUGUAUAUAGUUUCUUUGUUUUAAGAGCUUUUUUAUUGUUUCAUUGUUUAAAAUUAAAGUGCGAAGCUUAAUUAAAAAGCUUAAAAGUUUAAAAUGUGUGUAUCUCUCUCCGGUUUUAGGCAAGGUAAGAGACGGUAGUAUCUAAGUAAAACAGGUGGUGAAAUAGGCAUCUAUCUUAUGUCGGACUUAAGAAAAUAUGGCAAUUUAUUUAUAUCAAAUCUUCAGUUUUUUUUUAUAUACUAACAUUAAUCACGAGUGAACCAUAGUUACCAUAAUUUAAUCAGUUGAAUUCAAUAUGGAAUGCACAAAAAUAAUGUUGAAUCAAAAGCUACCUAUAUAUGGACUGUUUAUUUUGAAAGUGGUGUAAGUCCAUUUUCUUUUGUUUCGAGAAAAUUAAAGGUUACUUAUAUUCGUUGAUUUAAAAAUACAGGCAAAUCAUAUGAGGUCUGGCUAUGCCACCUACCACUGUCAAUUGGACUUACACCACUUUCAUAAUCGAUCAUUAUGCAAUUUCAUUUACCGACCGAUUUUGAGUUGUACAAAACAUGGGAUUUUUUUGAGAAAUUAAACACGGACUAGUUAUUUAUAAAAAAAUUACAUUAAAUUGAGCAUGAAUUACGUGAUAGCUCAUUUUUCUCAAAAAUGGACUUACGCCACUUUCAAAAUAAACGGUCCAUAUCUCGGCAGAGUUGUAAGGUUGAAGUUAAGGUUGUUGAAAUUUUCGGUAUAAGAUUAUAUUUCAGAACAAAAAUCAAAUUUUCAUAAAACGAUUUGUGAUAAUGUAAUUGGUUUCGGUAACGCUUUAAGACCCCUGGAUUGGCGAACGUGAGCCAUACAUAUUAUAAUAAAAGUAUUUGUCGUUGGUUGAAAAUGAUUUAAAGCAGAAAGGGUUGAUUUUGUUUUGUUAUGAAAUUAUGACCUUAUCGUUCUGGAAAAGUGGAUUACAAUUUAAGUGGGUGUUAUAUUGAUCUGAUAUACAGUAUUUAAGUUUUGCUCCUUCGCAUUUUGUUUUAUGACGUUUUCAUUGUGAUGGCUAUUUAAAAAUUUAUUAUCAAAAUGUAAUUGUAAUAGAAAAUUUGUUGUACUGCAUAAUGCAAUAUUUCUACUCAAUGCCCUGGUUUUUCCUAUCCUCCGGGGUCAAAUCCCCUGAUAACUUUACGUCUUUCUUUACGAUUUUAUGUCAUUUAUGACUUAAAGACCGUCUCUGCCAUGUCGCUUGAAUGUAAUUGGAAAGUCCACCUCUUUUGCGCUUCCUUAUAUCUUGAAUCUAUAGCCCAUAUGAUCUAAACUCUGAUGCAUUGCAUGUCCAUACUAGCGGCGACUGUUUGUCCAGGUUAUUAAGAUUUUAUUUCUCAAACGAAACACACAGAUUUGAGACAUUAAUCUUUUAUAAUAAUCUUUUAUAAUUCAAUCCUAUUAACAUGUGAAUUUUGUUCGACUUAUUUCCAUUUUACAUUUCAAAUAUAGUACAAAUUCUGCUCGUACCUUUCCUAAAUCAUCAAGAAUAGAUUACAACAAACAUUUACAUACGGAACCCUUUCUUUAUUGACUUUGUAAAUUUUCAUAGACACGUCAGAAUGGAAAGCCCAUACAGUGAAAACGUCAUAAGUGAAUAUACGUUGAAUAUUAUUAGGUUGCGGUUAAAGAUGGUUUUGUAUGCCUGAACCUUUGUUUAAUUAACUCUGAUUUGAUUAAGUCGUUUGCUAAUACACGCGCUGUUCUUUGGUUCUAAAUGAACACGUUUAGGAUUCUUGUUGUAUCAUCAUUAACAGUCAGUCGUUGGGCGUUCAAAAACCGCGAAAGUUUUUUUUUUUAAAUAAAAAAAUCUAGACAGGCAAAAGUGAAUAUGCGUUUUGGGACGUGCGGUUUUGAUUAUCAACCCAUAAGAACAAGAGUUUUUAAAUAAGAAAUUAAAGCAUUGAUUGUAUUUAUUAAUAUUAUUAUAAUUUUUUAAUAAUUAUAAAUAAAUAAAUAAAAAUUGACAAUAAUCAGUAUUUAAAAUUAUAUUAUUAGAUUUAUUUUGUAUUUUACAAUUUCUUGUUAUACUGUAUAGAUGUAUUUAUUAUAUUAUGUUGAUGUUUGAUUAAUUAUUAAUAAUAUUUUUCUGUAUUCUAUAUUUGUAUUAUUGUUUUUUUUUUUUACAAUUUACGGUUUUAGGUUUAAGAAUAAUGUUGUGAAUAAAGUUUUAAAAGAAUAAAUAUGUGAAAAUCAACGAAUUGUUUACAACUUUAGGAAGGAGCAAUAAAAUAUAGAAGAAUGUAA
Bombyx mori (domestic silkworm) is the source of this 8020-nucleotide messenger RNA. RefSeq lists its product as uncharacterized. The annotation marks the transcript as partial. Lineage: Eukaryota; Metazoa; Arthropoda; Insecta; Lepidoptera; Bombycidae. The transcript has a single exon. The record is from RefSeq and is a predicted model, not a curated record.